AAAAAGGUUUCCAAUCAACACACAUACAAUACAAGAAUACAAAGAAAGACCAUAAAAAAUCUUAGAGGUCUUCUUCCUCUCGCACAGUCACCGCUCACACCUCACAGCCUGUAGACUUGGUCUCCUCUCUCUCUCUCUCUCUCUCUUACAUUCUCUUGAAAAAGGGUUUCUGAAAUUCCCAACCUUCGAAUUCAAUUCUUCUCCCUCUCCAUGUUCUUCGUUCGUUUCUCCGUUGAGUCGUAGACCCUGUUCUCUCUCGGGUGCACAAUAAGCAGGCAAAUCAAUACAUUGUAAUCCAAGGAUUUUGGUAUUACAAUUCAUUAGAAAGAAGAUAUGUCAAAUGUUGGAUACACACACUGGUGCUACCAAUGCCGUCAGCGCUUAAGGCUUGAGGGAGAAAGUGCUUGCCCUCACUGUGGUGAAGGCUUUGUUCUAGAACUCAGUGAGAUAUCAGAAGAUGUCCUAUCCAAUUCAGAAGAUGAUUCUACUCAUCCAAUACCCGAUCUAUUUGAACUCAUGUACACAUUGAUGAGGCAGAGGAGUCCUGACCCAAGAUGGGAACUUAUGGAUGUUGUUAAUGGCUUUUUGACCCAGAGUAGAAUGGCCGGAGGAAACACUAGUAUCGAUGUUAGGGGGAGAAAUGGUUUGCUUCCUGAACAGGGUUGGAACGCUUUUGGUUCUGGUCAAUAUGUUGUAUUGAAUCGCAUUCCCAGUCCAUCCUCUAAUGGCAGUCCAGGAAGUGGACCUGGGCGAGCUGAUUUUGAUGACUACUUUAUGGGCCCUGGAUUUGAAGCAUUCAUUGAACAUCUUUCUAUGAAUGAUCGACGGGGUCCACCUCCAGCAUCUCGUUCUUCAAUUGAUGCGAUGCCCACUAUUAGGAUUACACAAGCACAUAUGCACACUGACUCACACUGUCCUGUCUGUAAGGAAAAAUUUGAGUUGGGCUCUGAAGCAAGGCAGAUGCCAUGUAACCAUAUUUAUCACACUGAUUGUAUUGUUCCUUGGUUGGUUCAGCACAACUCAUGCCCUGUUUGCCGCCUUGAGCUGCCUCCUCAAGGGAAUGAUAGUACUCGUGGUAGUCGGAGUAGGGGCACAGGGAACAAUGUCAGCAGCAGCAGCAGCAGCAGCAGUAGCAGUGACUAUGGUGGCUCUGGUAGUCGGCAGAAUCAGGGAAGGAGGAAUGCAUGGGCAAAUUUUUGGCCGUUCCACUAAUCAAAGUCAAAUGCUCAUAUGAUGCUGAAGUAGAGGAAGCACGCCUCAGCCACUCAUCAACAGAAUAAUGAGAAGAGUUAUCCUGAUUGGCCUUCUGAUUGGUUGGCUUUCCUUGUCAAGUGUGCUUGGUUACCAAUUAAAGGUAGUGAAAUGAAGUGGGUGAAGCAGAACUGGUUUUGGAGAGUGGUUUAUUUCAAACUUUAAUGUAUGGUUGAAAGGUAGCUGGAGGUCAAUAGGAGUUUGAUUAAUUCACACUUCUGUAUAUGAUACUGUGCUAGGUGGAGUGGAACUGGUUUUAAUAGUUUAAUAUAUUAUUGUAAAGAAAUUACAAAUUCAGUAGUACUUUUUUGCAUCUUAUUUAUGCCAAGUGAGUUAGUGCUUCUCAGCUUCUCCUUUAAAGAA
This is a messenger RNA of Quercus robur (English oak), 1614 nucleotides long. RefSeq names its product probable E3 ubiquitin-protein ligase RHC1A. The coding region runs from base 334 to 1212 and encodes 292 amino acids. Gene Ontology annotation, cellular component: cytoplasm. Gene Ontology annotation, molecular function: ubiquitin protein ligase activity. Gene Ontology annotation, biological process: protein ubiquitination. NCBI's taxonomy places the organism in Eukaryota, Viridiplantae, Streptophyta, Magnoliopsida, Fagales, Fagaceae. The transcript is spliced from 2 exons. The record is from RefSeq and is a predicted model, not a curated record.